Messenger RNA from Lucilia cuprina (Australian sheep blowfly), 2457 nucleotides. Its product is annotated as arylphorin subunit C223-like. The transcript has 3 exons. NCBI's taxonomy places the organism in Eukaryota, Metazoa, Arthropoda, Insecta, Diptera, Calliphoridae. The coding region runs from base 1 to 2328 and encodes 775 amino acids. The record is from RefSeq and is a predicted model, not a curated record.
AUGCCUAAUAAUCCUUUACUAAUCCAUUAUAUUAUCUACAACAAUCUCAGUAAUCGAGAUAAUUUACACGAAUUCAUAAAUGGCAGCAAUAACUCUAAUCAAACAUUUUUGAACAAACAAAAGUUUCUUUUGGAAAUAAUUUAUCGUGUUGAGGAACCUUUAAUGUUUGAAAAAUGGAUCAAAUUAGGCAAGACUUUCACCUUUGACAGAUCGGAAUACACACGUAUACCUCGUUAUAUGGAGAAAUAUUGCAAAGCUUUAAAAUUUGGUGCCACAUUGCCGAAGGGUGAAUACUUUGGUGCUCUCACAGAAAGUCAUAUCCAACAGGCCUAUGGUUUGUUUGGUUUCUUCUAUUAUGCCAAAAGUUGGGAACUCUUUCAACGUAAUGUUGCCUGGGCUCGCAUGUUCAGCAAUGAAGCCACAUUUGUUUAUGCUUUAAAUUUAGUUCUACUACAUCGUGAUGAUUUAAAGGGUUUGAUGUUGCCUUCCAUUUACGAAAUCUUUCCACAAAACUUCUUUAACAGUAAAUUCAUUUAUGCAGCCGAAAAAUUUAACUAUGAAACCUGGUCCAAAUAUAUUAUGUAUGAAAAACAAUACAAGGACAUACUCUAUGAAGAUUAUGCUAAAGUCUAUAAGCCAUACGAUAGACGUUUUUACUAUAACUUUACCAGAGAUUGGAAAUUGUGGCAAUGGUGGAAAAUGAUGGGUUUAGGUGAACACUGGUACUCUGCAGAACAUUAUAUGUUACGCGAAAAUUGGUCUGAGUACUAUGAGGACCCGAAAUUCUUUGAAAUCUAUGAGAACACUCAAAUGUUCUUUAUGCCUGUAGACUACACGCGUAACAUAGAGCUUAACAAUAUGGACACCACUUUGUCUUAUCUAACUGAAGAUGUUGGCUUAAAUGCCUACUGGUAUUAUCUUAAUCUUAAUAACGCCUUAGAUGGCAAGCAUAACUAUCGGCGUGAUCUCUUCUGGUUAUAUAAUUUAGAGCAAAUAUUACGUCGUUACCGCUUGGAACGUUUGUCUCAUGGUCUGGAAGAAAUUUCCGAUUUUUCCCUCUUAGACAGCAGGGAUAGUGGUUAUAAUUCACAUUUGAUUUCGUACAAUGGUAUUAGUUACUCGAAACGCAAAUCCUACUAUGGAAUCGAUAAAUUUGGUCAAACCGAUUACUAUCAAAAAUAUUUAGGCAUGUUUGAUCGAUUACAAGAAAUUAUUAGCAAAAGUUUCUAUGAAACUUAUGCCGGCGAAACCAUUGAUUUGCUUAAACCCAUAACCACUGUAUAUAAGGGAAAUGCAAAGCAGGGAAAUUUUGAUACCUUUGACAAAUACUCCUUUCAAUACUGGUACCAGUAUACUCAUAUGUUUUUCGCUGAGAGCAAUUCUGAUGAUUAUGAAGUUCUGCCACAUAACUUCUUAAAUUACGAAACUAUGCUGCGUGAUCCUUUGUUCUAUAGCUUCCACAAAAAGAUCGCUUCUGUCUUUCAUCGAUUCCGGAGCAAUAUCAAACCAUAUACUCAUGAUGAGUUAUUGUUAGCUAAUGUCACCAUCAACAAUGUUACGGUCAGUGAAUUAAUCACCUUUUAUGAUAUAGUCGACUUUGAUGUCACCAACUUAAUGAACGACAAAGUGAACUUCGUUGCAGAUCAAAUGAUUUGGGAUAAAACCUUGUUGGCUCGUCAAAUGCGCCUCAAUCACAAACCUUUUGAAUUCGCAUUCAACGUUGAGUCUAACAAGAGUCAAAAGGUAAUAGUACGUACCUUCUUGGGACCUAAAUAUAAUCAAUAUGGUCGUGUUAUAACCUUGGCUGAAAAUCGUGAAAAUUUCAUGGCAAUCGAUAGCUUUUUGUACACUCUUAAAACUGGUAACAAUAUAUUCACACGCAAAUCUGAUGAUUUUCCCUGGACCGCAAAAGAUCGCAUAUCCUACACCGAAUUGUACAAGCUUUUGAUGCUGGCCAUUGAAGGCAAAUAUGAAUUUCCCACAAACUUGACUAAACCUCAAUGCGCCUUUCCCGAUCGUUUACUUUUACCUCGAGGUUGGCCUAAUGGUAUGCCUAUGCAGUUAUUUUUCUACAUUACGCCCUUUAAGGACAAACACGACACCAAUACCACCUUUGACUAUGCUUAUUCUUGCGGUAUUGGUUCUGGUAUUCCCUAUAACGAUGAAAUACCAUUCGGCUAUCCUUUUGAUCGUGAAAUAAUCGAGUACGAAUUUUUCGUACCUAACAUGUACUUUAAAGAUGUCAAGAUAAGGCACGAAGACACUUUCGAAAAAUACUUUGAGCACAAAUACGUACCUUUUGGACAGUUCGAUUAUGAAUAUCGUUAAGAAUGUAAUUUGCUACUUUCUACAAGGAUUUUCAUCCUUGGUUCUAAGAAACUAUUAACAAAAAUUUAUGUUUAACAAUUUUUCAUUUAUUAUUAAACAACUUAAUAAAAACAUAUCUUAUUCUAUAAA